Molecule: messenger RNA, 936 nt
Organism: Taeniopygia guttata (zebra finch)
Lineage: Eukaryota; Metazoa; Chordata; Aves; Passeriformes; Estrildidae
Product: taste receptor type 2 member 40-like
Biological process (GO): detection of chemical stimulus involved in sensory perception of bitter taste; G protein-coupled receptor signaling pathway; sensory perception of taste
Cellular component (GO): membrane
Molecular function (GO): G protein-coupled receptor activity; bitter taste receptor activity
Source: RefSeq, a predicted model, not a curated record
AUGAUGACACCUUUUGCUGUCCUCUUUCUGUCAGUUGCUAUAAUUGAAUCCCUGGCAGGAAUUCUAGGAAAUGGAAUUAUCUUGGCUGCCAGUUCAUCGAGCUGCAUUGGGAGCAAGACAUGGCCCCCAUAUGAUAUGAUUGUGAUCUCGCUGAGUUCAUCUAGAUUGAUUUUUCAGUUAUGGGCUACACUGGAUUUCUUAAUAAUUAUAUUUUGUGAACCCUUCUUUUAUAAAGAAAACCUGCUAACACUUACCAAGGUAAUUUUUACGCUUCUGAGCUACUCCAGCCUCUGGUUUGGAGCCUGGCUUAGUGUCUUCUAUUGUAUCAAGGUUGCCAGUUUUACACAGCAUUUCUUCAUCUGGCUGAAGCUAAGAAUUGCCAGGCUGGUGCCCUGGAUGCUGCUCACAUCAUGGCUCUGCUCCUUCGCUGCUGCAAUUCCCUUUGCCUGGGAUGUCUACAGUGUGCACGAGAACUUCACUGCUCCUUUGUCCAUGACAAACUCUUCAGCAAGGAGAACCACAUGGAAUGACAGAUUGGAUUUAUUAAUUAUCCUCUGUAAUGCCAGUAUAGGUCUGCCUUUAAUGUUGUCUGUUGUUUCAAAUAUCCUGCUGAUUCGGUCUCUGUGGAUACACACUAGACACAUGCAAAAUAAUGCAAGUGGCUUUGGGGAUCCCAGCUUAGAGGCUCAUAUGAAAGCCAUCAAGUCAGUCUUUUCCUUCCUUAUCCUUUACAUCAUAUUUUUUAUUUGUGUGCUUAUCAUUGUAUUCAAUGCUUUUUUACCUUUAAGCAGUGGAGAUUUACUCUCUGCAGUUUUAAUGGCUGCCUGCCCUACAGCACACACAUUCGUCUUACUUUGGAGCAAUCCAAAAUUUCAAGAGUUGCCAGCGAGGAUUUGGCAACACAUUAAGUGUCAUGUUAGAACUGCAUCCGUGUAA